AUGGUCCGAUGGACCUCGGCUCUUCUGCUGCGUGAGCAGCAUCGGCGAGCUUGCAACAAGGGCAGUACCACCGAGUCUCAAAGCCUACUUUAUAAAAGAGGCCCCAUCCGGCAUCGUCGAAACCUAUUCUUCUUUUCUCCCGCAUUUCUGGCCCCCCAGGUUUUCCCCAUUUCCUCCAAACCCCAUAUUCCACCAUUCCUCUUUGACGUCAUGUCUUCCGCCCAGCAGCGCCUGUCUCAGGUUUCCUCCCACUUCGGUGGCAAGAAGGGAGCCGCAGCCUUGACUGAGAAGCACCCCGAUGAUAUUGUUGUCACAUGCGCCCUCCGCUCCGCUUUGACCAAAGGCGGCAAGGGUGGAUUCAAGGAUACCGCUGCCGCUGAUAUUCUGGCUGGCGUGUUCAAGUCUCUUAUUGCCAAGAGCGGUAUCGACCCCAAGGUCGUGGAAGAUGUUGCCGUUGGCUCCGUCCUCCCUCCCGGUGGUGGUGCUACCGAGUUCCGUGCCGCUGCUCUCGUGGCUGGUUUCCCCGAGACCGCUGCAGUGAAGGCCUUGAACCGCCAGUGCUCCAGUGGCUUACAGGCUAUCGUUGAUAUUGCGAAUGCUAUCAAGUCCGACAUGAUCGAGGUUGGUGUUGGUGCCGGUGUUGAGAGCAUGUCCUCCCAGUACGGCCCGGGUGCCGUUACCGAAUUCUCUGACCUCCUCGAGAACCACCAAGAGGCCGCUAACUGCAAGGUUCCCAUGGGUGUUCUCUCUGAGGACAUGGCUAAGGACCGCAACAUCAGCCGUGCUUCCCAAGAUGCUUUCGCCGCUUCCUCAUACCAGAAGGCCGAGAAGGCGCAGGCUGCUGGUCUGUUCAAGGAGGAGAUCGUCCCUCUUGAGGUCAAGUGGACCGAUCCCAAGACUGGUGAUGAGAAGACCAUCACCGUCAAAGAGGAUGACGGUAUUCGCAAGGGCAUGACCGCCGAGUCACUGGCCAAGAUCCGCCCCGCCUUCGCUAAGGAUGGCUCCAUCCACGCUGGUAAUGCCUCUCAGAUCUCCGACGGUGCUGCCGCCGUCCUGCUGAUGAAGCGUUCCACCGCUGAGCGUCUCGGCCAGAAGAUCAUUGGCAAGUACGUCUCCGCCAGCAUUGUUGGUGUCAAGCCGCUGCUCAUGGGUGUUGGCCCCUGGAAGGCCAUCCCCGUUGCUCUGGAGAAAGCCGGUAUCACCAAGGAUGAUGUGGACAUCUUUGAGAUCAACGAGGCCUUCGCUUCCCAGUGCGUGUGGUGUAUCAAUGAGCUUGGCUUGCCUGUCGAGAAGGUCAACCCUAAGGGUGGUGCCAUUGCCUUUGGUCACCCUCUAGGCUGCACCGGCUCCCGCCAAGUGAGCACGCUGUUGACUGAGCUCAAGCGCACAAACAAGAAGGUCGGCGUGACCAGUAUGUGCGUUGGUACUGGCAUGGGAAUGGCUGCUGUCUGGGUGGCCGAGUAA
Penicillium longicatenatum is the source of this 1464-nucleotide messenger RNA. RefSeq names its product 3-ketoacyl-coA thiolase peroxisomal A precursor. The coding region runs from base 1 to 1464 and encodes 487 amino acids. The transcript has 3 exons. NCBI's taxonomy places the organism in Eukaryota, Fungi, Ascomycota, Eurotiomycetes, Eurotiales, Aspergillaceae. The record is from RefSeq and is a predicted model, not a curated record. Gene Ontology annotation, biological process: fatty acid beta-oxidation; phenylacetate catabolic process. Gene Ontology annotation, cellular component: peroxisome. Gene Ontology annotation, molecular function: acetyl-CoA C-acyltransferase activity.